AUGCGAAUGACGCUGGCGAGAAAGGGACUGCUAUCACACAUCCAGAUGGUCAAGCCCGAAGCUGAGAUGACUGAAGCGUGGGUGAUUAAUGACAUGAAGGCACUGGGAUUGAUUGCUCAAGGCAUUGCGGUGGAGCAUCACACCAAGAUUCGGUCGGCAACGACGGCUAUCCAGGCAUGGAUUACGUUGCGUGAGUUCUACAAUCGUACGACCAUGCACAAUCGGGUGGCGAUGACCCGCCGUCUUCAUGAUUUUAAGAUGGACGACGGCGUGACGAUGACCCAGCAUCUGGACAAGUUUGAUCAACUUAUUGUUGGUCUCCAGUCUCUGGGAGAGCCAAUUGACGAAGCGCGACAGCUCGUGGUUUUGCUCAGCAGUCUGCCUGCAGAGGACGAGAUCAUCGCGUCGAUCGUGGAGAACGCCAAGGACGUCACUCACAUUGAGGUAAAGGAGAAGCUUCUUAAGGAGUAUGAGCGACAGGACAAGAAGGAAGCCACGGAACGCGCGCUAAAGGCUACAACACAUGGGAUCAAGUCGAAGAACGCAAGGUUCGACAAGAGCGAAAGGAACAAUGGACGCAAGGACAACAUCUCAAGGAAACAAAGUGGAUUCAAAGGCAAAUGCUUCAACUGUGACAAGUUCGGUCACAUGAAGCGGGACUGCCCGGACUUUAAGGGCCUGGCAAAAAUGAAGUGGACGCUGUUUUCGCUGCCGGGGAGAGUCGAUCAUCAGGGUGGCUGA
Peronospora farinosa is the source of this 741-nucleotide messenger RNA. Lineage: Eukaryota; Oomycota; Peronosporomycetes; Peronosporales; Peronosporaceae. The record is from the annotation of a GenBank genome assembly.